AUGGAUUCUGGUAAUAGUGGUAGUAUACAAUCUUCAAGUGGUGGUGAAGAUCAAGAAUAUGAUUCACAUCAUGGGGCAUCAUCAAUCUCAUCUUUCUUGAAUUCUUCAAGCCAUUUUGGUUCAAUUUCAUCAAGUCCAUUGCCACAAUUUCUUUCUCAACAACCCUCUCUCUUUGAUCCUAACACACAAAACUUCAGCUCCAAUUUUCAAGAUUCAACAAAUUCUCCUUACAACAAUGAUCUUGUUUGGCCUAAAGACUUGAGAUCUGACCCCAACAACAAUUUUAACAACUUUGGAAACUUAACUUCCUCAUCAUCAAUUGCUCCUCAUCAAGGUCCAUAUUAUGAUUCAACUUCAAUACCAAUAAACUCCUCCUUUGUUCAACCUAAUGUGGGGAAAAAUCCUAAGAAAAGAAGUAGGGCAUCGAGGCGUGCGCCAACAACUGUUCUCACUACUGACACUACAAAUUUUAGACAAAUGGUUCAAGAAUUCACUGGCAUCCCAACAACUCCGUUUACUGGUUCAGCCUACACUCGCCGCCUUGAUCUUUUCUCAACUGCCAGCUCGGCCAUGAAGAGAUCAGCCCAUUUGGAUAACCUCGUACCACUUAGUUAUACUUUAAGGCCAUCCAGACAGAAGGUCCAAAAUUCUCAAUUUAUGCCACCAUCUAAUUCUUCUUCUCCAUUUUUGAGUUCUAGCAUGAUGGAUACUUUAGUGUCAACAAAUAAUAGCAUAGUUGGUACUACAAAUGCUUCCACCUUUGAUCAAAUUAAUAAGUCAUUUACUAGAACAAUUCCUCGUUUGGAUGAAAUGGGGAUGAGCCAUCAUGAGCAAGUUAGUGCAAAUCUUGGUGGAUUUGAUCAAUAUCAAAGUGGGACAAUUGGUGGAGAUCAAGAACAAUCAAGAAAAUAUAGGAAUAUCGCAAGAUUGUUUGAUGGAAAUAGUGGUAAUACUAAUUACUCACAACAUGUUGGUGGGUAUAAAUUGAACUGUUCAGCUUCAUCAACAUCAGAAUUAAAUCAUGCUGAGAAGGGUUUUGAAAAUAAUGUGUACACAACAGGUGAAGGAACAAUAGGUUCAUGGACUUGUCCUUCUGGCUAG
Messenger RNA from Lycium barbarum (goji berry), 1101 nucleotides. RefSeq lists its product as uncharacterized. The record is from RefSeq and is a predicted model, not a curated record. The coding region runs from base 1 to 1101 and encodes 366 amino acids. Lineage: Eukaryota; Viridiplantae; Streptophyta; Magnoliopsida; Solanales; Solanaceae. The transcript has a single exon.